AUGAAUUUCCAAACUACUGCGAGAGUCGCACGCAUUGAUCACUCCCUUCCAGGAUUUGGUGAGUGCGUUGCAAUCCUGUAUAGUGAUAAAAAAAGAUCUAGUGCAACAAGCAAUCAAGGCGAGAAUCUCUCAGUAGAAGUUCCCUCUUCUGCAUUCCCGCCCCAAACACCGAAAGACCAAGUGGAUGGUGUGUUAAAGGCCAUAGACGAUUGCAGUGAUGAGCUCAAGGAUCUUCACUCGGCCAUUCGAAAAGGACUAGGGGCGCAACAGGGUAUAGAAGCAGCACAGCAAGCUGGACGAAUUGGCCUUCAUUUCAUUCCUGGUGGUCCGGCCAUCACCCUAGGCGCCGGCGUUGCCCUGUUUGGUACUGGUUCAGCCUCUAAAGCAAUCGCAGAUAAACUAGCUAUCACAAGCAAGCUGGAAGAAACGGGCCAGAAUAUCGGCCGUGUGCUAAUGACUGCGAACAAAGAUGCUUUGGAACGCGCCCGGCAGAACGAUGACAGUACAUUCCUUCAACUUUCAUACUUUGAGCAACCUGUGAGUUUGAAUGAUGUACAAGCGGCUGGGCUUAUGUUGCAGCUCAAUCCCGGAGCCACAAGCGAGCUGAGAAAGAAGAUUUUGUCUAAAGCAAUGGAUGACGUUAAGAAUAAUGCUGAACAAGCUGAAAACCGAUUUCCUGUGGCAUCGAUGAUCAACAAACAAUCCGAACACGCUGUGUGCCCAGAUAUGCCAGACUACAACCCUCCGGUGUAUCAAGAAGAACCUCUUCCGCCUGUCUUUGAGGUGAAGAAACGAGAUGGACAAGUCAAACCUGUAGGCACUAUCUUACUGACGGCUAAAAAUGCGAUAUUCAAAGUACCUAUAGCUAUGAUCAAACAUUCAAAGGCGCAUAAAGCUGCCAAGGCCAACACUGAACAUGGCAUGCCAGCUCUGGGUGAUUUUGUGAUCCGUCGUGGCCUUAUGCUAACCAGAACCCAGACUACAAAAGUGGACAACAAACUACAAUCAACUCUGAUCAUGUUACCUCCGGUGUGGGACUCGUGGAACCCUAAUUGUCAAGAUCUGCCCAUGCUCUUGGCUCCGCCUGUACUCAACUCACGCAACAAUCCUGAACUAAUGAAAACUCUGGGCGCAUCCCUAGACGGAUUUGUGCACAAGGGUGAGUAUGACUUCGCCCAUGGUACUGGACGGUUGCAGCCAGACACUCAGUCAAGCUCCUAUGUGCCUAUACGCUUACUGCCCGAGUGCGAACGGGAAAACCCCGACCUUGCUAAGAAGUGUGCAGUCUGUAGUAAAGAUUUCGGUAUUGUAUUGUCCAAACAUAACUGUCGUGCGUGCGGCAAAGUGGUUUGUGAUCUGUGUUCUAAAAAUAGAGUUGCUCUGGAAGGCGUGCCUUCUCGGGUGUGCAACUCCUGCAUAGUUACAUCGGGUACGAUCGACCCAGCUAUGGGAUUGGAAGCACCGAUGCCAAGUGUCCAGAGUGAAGGCAGGCGUGGGCGCCGUGGUAGAAAUCAGCAACCGCAGACUACCGGGGGUAGGAGAUAG
Molecule: messenger RNA, 1545 nt
Organism: Sphaeroforma arctica JP610
Lineage: Eukaryota; Ichthyosporea; Ichthyophonida
Exons: 1
Coding region: 1-1545 (514 amino acids)
Molecular function (GO): metal ion binding
Source: RefSeq, a predicted model, not a curated record